Molecule: messenger RNA, 1497 nt
Organism: Caenorhabditis bovis
Lineage: Eukaryota; Metazoa; Nematoda; Chromadorea; Rhabditida; Rhabditidae
Source: the annotation of a GenBank genome assembly
AUGGGCACACCGAAAGAUUCUAAAACAACCGAGCAGAUUCUAGCCAAUGAACCAUGGUAUCAUGGAUUGCUACCGAGGGAGGAUAUGAAACAGCUUCUCAAAGAGAAGGGCGACUUUCUGGUCAGGUUCACCGAUCCUAAAGUCGGCGAGCCGCGAAUGUUCGUAUUAUCGAUAUUCGUAUGCGAUCCUCACGACGAUGGUGUAAGUAUACGUCAUUACGUGUUUCGACAAGUUCAGGGAAAGUUCGCUCUCGAUGAAAAAUGGUUUGACAGCAUAGCCGAUCUUCUAAACUAUCACAUGCGCACAAAAGAGCCUGUUGCGUCGAAAGCUCCCGACACUGUAUUGAUGAGGCCAGUUGGACGUGAGCCAUGGGAACGGCAGCACAGCGAUGUGACAAUGACAAAAGUGCUGGGCGAAGGGGCGUUUGGCGAAGUGCACAUGGGCGAAGUUAAAUUGGGGAAAAAGACGAGAAAAGCGGCAAUAAAAUUAGCGAAAUUAGAAAGUCUUACAAAGGAACAAAUCAAGGAAAUAAUGCAUGAAGCUCGUCUGAUGCGCAGAUUUCAUCAUCCAAAUGUAGUCCGUUUUUAUGGAGUCGCUGCCGGACAAGAACCCCUUAUGGUUAUAAUGGAACUGGCUGAUAACGGAGCUCUUGAUUCGUAUCUCAAAAAAAAUGGUCCAAAUCUGCCUAUCGAGAAAAAGCACGAGAUGAUUCAACAAGCUGCUGCAGGAUUGGAUUAUCUACAUGGAUUGACUGUUAUCCAUCGAGAUAUUGCUGCAAGGAAUUGUCUGUAUGGAGAAGGGCAAGUGAAAAUAUCAGAUUUCGGUUUAUCCAGAGAUGGGUCAAUGUACAAACUAAAUCCACACAAGAAAAUUCCAAUCCGCUGGCUCGCUCCCGAAGUCCCCCGAACGGGUUAUUAUACAUUUAAAACCGACGUUUUUGCAUAUGGAAUAAUGUGCUGGGAGGUUUAUCAUGACGGCGAGGAGCCGUAUUCGGGAAUGAUGGUCGCCGAAGUACUACCGAAAGUGCAGGAAGGAUACAGAAUGCCUUUCAAAUCUGAAGUUCCGAAAGAUGUGGUGGAGUAUAUUACUAAUCGCGUAUGCGCUGGUGAGGAUUCAGAGCGUGUCACAAUGACAAACGUUGUCCAGGAUUUACCAAAAAUAACUGGUGUAGAAUUGACAAAGCCGGUAGAUGAUGAUUAUUUUUCGAUUCCGAAUUCUAAAACCAUGGAAGAAGUUACUCCAAUAGUUGAAAUUCUUCCGGCAAUGAGUUAUCCGGUGCCACCGCCAAUUAGAGAAUCACAACAUCCCAGUGCGGAAGUGACGUGCACUGAAAACGUUGAACAGCUGACGACUGGUCCAACGACAACGACCACCAGAAAACUAUCAAGAGAAAAAUUGUCACGUGAAGCACUAACAAGAACGUCAAAGAAUGACUACAGUAACAGGCCGCCGAAAAAAUUCAAAAUCAAUGAGCAACUCGAUGGAGCAAAGGAUUAA